UGUGUGUGUGUUAAUGAAGGCAUUUUGAGCUAAACAAGUUGCAGUCCCUCUUGAAAGGAAACCCGAAAGAAACUUACACUCCACUCCGGAAAGUCGUAGCCCGAAAAAAGACAGAGAGAAAGAAAAAAUGAAAUGGAACAGCGGCAAGUAAACAAAAAGGGAACGAGAAAGAAAGAGGGAUGUAGAGAAUGAGGCGGCGGAGAAAGGAAAACAUUUACAAAAGAGAGUCCAUUGAACCCGCCUAGCGUUGGUGGCUACUUACGAGCCACGGCGACGGCAGCGCAGCAAUGAAGACGAAGUAUGCCAUGGAUGUUGAUGACGUCUUGAGGUUAAAUUGUCGAUCAGGGUGCCCGCGAACGACGGGAGAGGCAAGGCAAGACAAGAGACUACCAAACAAACCAAAAAGAAAAAAAUGUCAACGUCAACUUCAGUGUCGGAUGUCUGUCGAAUGUAUGUGUCUACCCCCUUCCAUGCAAUGAACAAACAUAUUAGAUGUGCUGUGCUGCGCACUUAACCAAACAUACAUACAUAAGUUACAUCUACUUAUAUACAUACAUUUUUAAGUUGAAUAAUAAUUAUAGGUCAAAGAAGUGCCAGAAACAUUCGAUCAGUAAGAGUAGACGAAAGAGAAACUGAUCAACGUAGAAGUGGAAUGCAAUCUCCCUCCCACCCACAACAAUUCAAGCAAUGGGAAGUAGGGUACAAAGCGAUCGACGUUGUCCGGUUUAUUGAUGCGCGUCCGCCCCGCUUAGUUAGUGCGAAUAUUUAUCAAUAAAUAGCAAGUAUAUGUAUACGUACAUAUGUUCAUAUAAGGCAUGCAACGGCAACAACAAAACACUACGAAUACAUAUUGUGCAAACAUUUACAUAAAUACAUACAUGCAUGCCUACAUACAUACAUACAUAAUAGGUACGUACGUUUGGCAUUCGUUGAGUUGAGUUGGUUGGCAAGCAGCGCCGCGCAGCUGACGAGCGACUACGAAACGACGAAACAAACGAUGAAGAAUAAAACGCGAAAACAACGAAACGAUGAAACUGACUGUACAUACAGUACAUAAACACACACGUACACACAAUACGUGUGCUAGCGACGAACGAGAAUGUGCGUGUGUGUGUGUGUGAGUGUUUGCUCUAUGGCCCCGGCACACGGUGGAGAGGUACAGACGCGCCUGUUGCAAAAUUCAUUCUGGCGCUCUCAUUCGUGACGAAAGGAUGUACGCCCGGCUGUAGCCCGUAUGAAUCUACAUCCGUACAUUCCUUGCGCAAGGCCCACGCUCACAGCCGUCCCCACAGCACCCACACCCUUACAGUUGGACAUGGCCAAGGAGCAAGAAUACGAGGAGCUGCGCGAGCUGCUCCAGUCAUGGGAUGUUGCCGAUCUCCUCCCACACUUGCAAGACGAAGCCAUCAACGUGGACGAACUGCAGAUGAUCAAGCGGCACCACCUGGCCGAGCUGUUGAGCAACUUUCGGUUCGGCACCCGCAUACGCUUCGAGCAUCACCUGGAACGUUGGCGACGCUGGCUGAACGUGCCCCUCCAGGGCGUUCAGGGGCAGAGUCAAACGCACUGCCAGGGCUGUCGGUGCGCGGAGUCGGCGGCACCGUCCAUUAUCUGCCAUCCCCAGAUGGGCGGGCAGUCGGACAGCGCCGGGGACAGUGGCAAGUCCGAUGAUCUCGCCAAGACCCUGCCGGCAGAGCCACUGGUCUCCCUCACUGAUCCCAGAGAGACGGUACAAGCCCCCUUUCAUAUCCCCAUGCAGCCCCAGUUGGAGCCCAGCGAGAUUCUGAGUACGACGCUAGUCACUAACGUCAAGGAGGAGGACAGCGGGGACCAGGUGACGGGUGAGGAUCGAGUUGUUACAGUGCUGGGCAUCCUGCAAGCUGGCGGGAUGAAAAGCCAGUCCCUGCUCGACCGCCUGGGUCAGCAGGAGGCCCUGGAUGCAGUGCAGCGGCUGCUGCUCAUCCAGCUGAUAUGCAGCUACUAUGAGGACAAUCAGCUCCAUCUGACGUUGCAACGCAGCCACCUGCUGGAGCGCGAGAUUCUCCAACUGUUCCCGAAGGAACAACUGCAAUACUACCGAACCGAACGGCGUGGCAAGAUAUAUGUGCGGUUCACCAACAUGAAGCGGAACAAGAGGGUUAACUCUUCCCGCCAGGAGCUGAAGCGAAGGCGCGAAGAUCUGCUCAAGCCGGCGGCCCACGUCUAUGCCACUGAUAUCGUGCACAAGGGCCAGACCUUUCCGGCCGACAACGUCUUCAGUCCCGAGAGAUCCGAUUGAAAACACCCAUAUUCCGAUCUAAGUUGAUUAUUUCUAAGCUGAAUCUAUCUCGUGUGAUACAGUGAGGGUUCUCUUGAGCGGCCACCACAGUGCCAAGAGAUUGGAUGUGUACAUAGAUUGGCACCAAAUUAUCUGGAGGUGUCCACCCAAAAGAGCUCUCCUUGUACAUAUUUAUUUCUACGUACAAUAUGUAUAUUUUUAUUUUGUAUGCUCUCUAAUCUGUAUAGGGUAUUUGCGGGUCGACCCGAUCCCGCUGACUGACGAAAUUAAAUCAAAAAUUUUGGAAAUUCGCGAGAA
Molecule: messenger RNA, 2575 nt
Organism: Drosophila pseudoobscura
Lineage: Eukaryota; Metazoa; Arthropoda; Insecta; Diptera; Drosophilidae
Exons: 2
Coding region: 1235-2278 (347 amino acids)
Source: RefSeq, a predicted model, not a curated record